AUGAACGACCCCGGCCUCGACGAGCCAGCAGGCGCAGCAGCGCAAGAUGUUAAUGACACAGUCCACGACGAGGACGAGCAAGCCGAGCAGGAAGAGCGGGAAUAUCUCGAUCCAAGUUAUGUCGCUCAGUACAUCGACAUCACUUUGCGAACAUUCGGCCCCAUCGCCAACGGCUUCUCCAUCUGCGCUCUCGUUGAAAAAUGGAGAGUAUACAUCCCGCCUGGAAGCGACGAGGGACACGGCUCGAAGAUUACGGAUCCGAAAUGGCUUAUCGCGGUCAACUCGGUCUCGCUCGUCUUCGCCUUGAGCGCCAACAUCAGUUUGCUGCUCAACAUGUCAAGACGACUAACGUUUGAGAUUGCGCAACCUAUUACCAUUAUCGGCUUCUAUCUGGCUGGUUUCCUUUUGAUGGCGCUCGUGGGGGUCGCUUCGUCAUCUGUGUUCCGGAUUCAGCCUAUGGAAGAACAUGCUCUAAGCCAAGCUUAUUACUACGCUAUCAUCGCUGCAGGUAUCUACUUCAUUAUCGCCUCUCUUAUGGCCUUUACUGCUUUCGGGGCGUGGAAGGGCCAUUACGCUAGAGACUUCCGGCUGACGGCCAGUCAGAGGACGCUGAUGCUGCAGACAAUCGCCUUCAUGGUUUACCUGCUUAUCGGCGCUCUGAUAUUCUCAUACGUCGAAGGCUGGAUGUUCCUGGAUGCAGUGUUCUGGGCCAACUUUACCCUGCUCACAAUAGGUUUCGGCGGAGAGUUUGUGCCUAAAACGCAUACCGGUCGCUCACUGCUGAUUCCGUAUGCAAUUGGUGGCCUAGUCACCGUUGGUCUGGUCAUUGGUUCCAUCCGAUCCCUCAUCCUAGAACACGGAAAGCAAAAGAUGGCUGCUCGCUUCAUGGAGGUCAAGAGACAAAAGGUCCUCAAGUCUAUCGAUGGCGACACACAAACAAUCCGCAUUUCACUAUGGGAGAAGGUCGAGUUCUCCUCCAAAGGCUUAACAGAAGCCCAAAGACGAGAGCAGGAAUUCCACAUCAUGCGCCGGGUGCAAACACUAUCCGAGCGCAAGAGGCGAUACACCGCCUUAGCCCUAUCAACCACAGCAGCAAUGCUCCUCUGGUUCCUAGGCGCCCUAGUAUUCAUGUACUCCGAAAAGCCGCAAGGAUUCAGCUACUUCGUCGCCCUCUACUACGCCUACGUCUCGCUCCUGACAAUCGGGUACGGAGACUACGUCGUCGAAAGCAACGCAGGAAAAGCCUUCAUGGUCUUCUGGAGCCUCCUCGCCGUCCCCACACUAACCAUCCUCAUCUCGAACAUGGGCGACACAGUCAUCAAAGCCUUCAAAGACUUCACCAUCUGGCUCGGCUCGCUCACCGUCCUCCCAGACGAAGAAGGCCUCAGCGCCGCUCUCAAAGUGGGCUGGACGCGCAUCAAAUCCGGCAAGAUUGGCGAAGAAGAGAAGGAGAAAGCAAGCUCUGCCGGCUCCACUGAAAACCGCACAGAAGACAGACUAGCAGCCUACAUCGAAGAAGAAGAACUAGGCAAAGCAACAGAAGCCGACUCGCACGGCGACUACCUCGAACGCGACAUCCGCUUCUACCACUUCGUCCUCGCAAAAGAAGUCCGCAAGCUGAUGAAAGACGUCGAAAGCUCAGCGGCAAAACAAUACGAGUACCACGAGUGGCAGUACUACCUGCGGUUAAUCGGCCAGGACGAAAACGAUCCUUCGCACCACCGCCAGCCUAAAGCGAAUACGCCGCAUAAACAUGACGAUGGUGAAGCUCCUGAUAUCGGGUCUGCGGAUGACGGCAAGAAGCAUGCUUGGAGUUGGCUGGGGAUAAGGAGUCCGCUUAUGGGGAAUCAGUCUGAGCCGCAGUGGUUGUUGCAAAGGUUGGCGAUGAAGCUGGAAUCAGAGAUGCGCAGGAUGAGUUCGUCUGACGAGAAGGUGAGGAAGGCGAAACCACCUAUCUCCAUGGCGGAGUUGAGGAAGAGGAAGGGGAGUGGGAAAGUAUCGGAGGAGACGCAGACGAGGACGUUACAGGAGGAUGUCGAGGCUACGGCGCUUAGUCAAAGGGCUGUUAAGAGUGGUUGA
Molecule: messenger RNA, 2079 nt
Organism: Alternaria ventricosa
Lineage: Eukaryota; Fungi; Ascomycota; Dothideomycetes; Pleosporales; Pleosporaceae
Exons: 2
Coding region: 1-2079 (692 amino acids)
Biological process (GO): stabilization of membrane potential; potassium ion transmembrane transport
Cellular component (GO): membrane
Molecular function (GO): potassium ion leak channel activity
Source: RefSeq, a predicted model, not a curated record